Amaranthus tricolor (Joseph's coat) is the source of this 3282-nucleotide messenger RNA. Its product is annotated as beta-D-xylosidase 1-like. Gene Ontology annotation, molecular function: alpha-L-arabinofuranosidase activity; xylan 1,4-beta-xylosidase activity. The record is from RefSeq and is a predicted model, not a curated record. Gene Ontology annotation, biological process: arabinan catabolic process; xylan catabolic process. The transcript is spliced from 6 exons. NCBI's taxonomy places the organism in Eukaryota, Viridiplantae, Streptophyta, Magnoliopsida, Caryophyllales, Amaranthaceae. Gene Ontology annotation, cellular component: plant-type cell wall. The coding region runs from base 275 to 2686 and encodes 803 amino acids.
CCCGUCUCAUACUGAAAUAGUCCAACAUAAGACAAGUUGUUCUAAUUUCCUUAUUUUUUUUUAUAAAGGUAGGCCGAAAAAAGGUAAAAGAGUACAGUAAAAAUCAAACCUAAAACUUUCUAGAGAAAGUGAUAAAUCCUGCCUAAAAUAAGAUCUGAUUCUCUUAUGUCUUCCUCCCUGUUUUAACAACUUGCAUAACUUUUAUCCAUCCUCCAUUGACAUUAAUAUAUCUUUCCAUUAUAAGUACUCAUCUCAAAGACGUGGAAAACCAAUCAUGAACCUUAAACCUCUUAAUAUCCACCUUUCAUUUCCUCCAUUUCUUACGCCAUCUUUCCCUAUAAAUACCCUUAAAUUCAAUUAUGUUAUCACCAAACAAAAAAUGUCUCAUAACAAAUUUUUUCUUUUAUUAGUUCUCCUUUGUCUUAUCCUUAGCGCAGAUGCUCGGAUCCCGUUUUCUUGUGAUCCAAGAAACGGGUUAACCAGGGCACUGCGUUUUUGUAAGGUAAACCUCCCAAUACGAGUACGAGUACAAGACCUUAUUGGGAGGUUGACCUUACAAGAGAAGGUGAGAUUAUUGGUGAAUAAUGCGGCCGGAGUGCCGCGACUUGGUAUUCAAGGGUAUGAAUGGUGGUCUGAGGCUCUACAUGGAGUAUCCAAUGUAGGACCCGGAACUAAAUUCGGAGGUGCUUUUCCAAGUGCCACAAGUUUUCCUCAAGUCAUCACCACUGCUGCAUCCUUCAAUGCCUCGCUUUGGCAAGCUAUUGGACAGGUGGUGUCAAAUGAAGCAAGAGCAAUGUAUAAUGGAGGAAAAGCAGGAUUAACAUAUUGGAGUCCAAAUGUAAACAUAUUUAGGGACCCAAGAUGGGGUAGAGGUCAAGAAACUCCUGGUGAAGACCCCACUUUAUCAGCUAAAUAUGCAGCCAGUUACGUUAGAGGACUUCAAAGUAUUUACAAUAGGAAUAGAUUGAAGGUUGCUGCUUCUUGUAAGCAUUAUACUGCUUAUGAUCUUGACAAUUGGAAUGGCAUUGAUCGUUUCCAUUUUAAUGCCCGAGUGACAAAGCAAGAUUUAGAGGACACAUAUAAUGUGCCAUUUAAGGCUUGUGUACAAGAAGGACAAGUUGCUAGUGUGAUGUGCUCCUAUAACCAAGUUAAUGGUAAGCCAACUUGUGCUGAUGCUGAUCUGCUUCGCAACACUAUUCGUGGCCAGUGGCGCCUUAAUGGGUACAUUGUAUCUGAUUGUGAUUCAGUUGGUGUAAUGUAUGAUUCUCAACAUUACACAAGAACUCCAGAAGAAGCAGCAGCUGAUACAAUCAAAGCAGGUUUAGACUUGGAUUGUGGGCCCUUUUUAGCAGUACAUACUGAAGGGGCAAUAAGGAAAGGACUGUUGAAAGAAUCUGAUGUAAAUCAGGCCUUAACUAAUACCAUCACAGUCCAAAUGAGACUUGGAAUGUUUGAUGGUGAACCAGCAGCUCUACCAUUUGGAAAAUUAGGACCAAGAGAUGUUUGUACUCCAGCCCAUCAAAAUUUGGCCCUUCAAGCUGCCCAUCAAGGGAUUGUUCUUCUUCAAAAUCGGCCUAGAUCACUACCCUUGUCUCGAGCCCGCCACCGAACUAUCGCCGUUAUUGGGCCUAAUGCUGAUGCCACUGUCACCAUGAUCGGUAACUAUGCCGGUGUGGCAUGUGGAUACACAUCUCCUUUGCAAGGCAUAUCAAGGUAUGCAAGAACAAUCCAUGAAGCAGGAUGCAUAGGUGUUGCUUGCAAUAGCAACCAACAAUUUGGGCCAGCAAUAGCAGCAGCAACUCAUGCCGAUGCAACAGUCUUAGUAAUGGGCCUGGACCAAUCCAUUGAGGCUGAAGCCCUCGACAGGAAAUCAGUUCUUUUACCGGGCCAUCAACAAGACUUAAUUUUAAGGGUGGCCAUGGCCUCAAGAGGCCCAACUAUUUUAGUGUUGAUGUGUGGUGGGCCCGUUGAUGUCUCCUUUGCUAAACAUGACCCACAGAUUAGUGCUAUUUUGUGGGUUGGUUAUCCUGGUCAAGCUGGAGGUACUGCUAUUGCUGAUGUCCUAUUUGGUGCCACAAAUCCAGGAGGAAAGUUACCAAUGACAUGGUAUCCCCAAGACUAUGUAUCAAAGAUAUCAAUGGCGGACCUAGCAAUGCGGGCUAACCCAUCAAGAGGUUAUCCGGGCCGAACUUACCGUUUUUAUAAGGGCCCUGUUGUAUUCCCCUUUGGGUUUGGGCUAAGCUACACUCGUUUUACCCAAUCCUUGGCCCAUGCACCCACUAUGCUAAAGGUAUCUUUAUCUAACCAACUCACUAAUUCAAAUAUAACCACAUUGAAAACCAACAAUGCCAUAAGAGUGUUACAUACAAAUUGUGAUUCCACACCUUCCCUAAGCCUGCACAUUGAUGUCACAAACACCGGCGAGAUGGACGGGUCCCACACCAUCCUCGUAUUCUCGACUCCGCCCCAUGGGACCCACUCGCCUGAGAAGCAAUUAAUUGGGUUCGAGAAGGUUCAUGUGUUAGCCGGUUCACAACAACGAGUGAGGAUGAAAUUACAUGUUUGCAAGCAUCUUAGUAGGGUUGAUGAAUUUGGAAUUAAAAGAAUUCCAAUAGGUGAGCAUACAUUUCAUAUUGGGGAUGAUCUCAAACAUCAACUUUCUAUUGAUAUUGAUCAAGGAAUUUAAAAGAUUUUAGUAUGGUGAUAAAUUGGUAGUUAAAAUUAUAUAUACCAUGUAGUUUGUAAGAAGCUAAUUAAGUAUUGAUUAAGCAAAAGGUAUUAAGUACCUUGUGCUAUAUAGAGCGAUUGUUAUUGAGAAGUGUACAAAAAAUAUGUGUUAGUUUGAUUUAAUUUUCUCUGUUUAAUGUCCAUUAAGAUUGAUCUUAAUCACAAUUAUUAGAGAAAAGAUCUAUGCUACGUUUGAAGGGAUUCUAGUUGUUUUGUACAAGAUAUUAUACGUUAAACGUAUUGAACAUUUUCCUUAUCAAAUUGAAUUGCAUUAUCAAUGAAUAUACAAAUACGUAAACAGUGUGUAGAGGUGUGCAACGGGAUACACAUAUUCUGUUAAAUGCCUGUGAUCGGCUUGUUAUUAAAACGGUUAGCCAUUAAAAAUUCAAAAUCAUGAAAAAUAUGGAGAAAUCCGAAGUAAAGAUAAAUCUUGAAAAAUCAGAAAUGAAAAAAAAAAUCAAAUUUAAAACUGUGAAUAGUUUCUUUUUAAUGACAACAUUUAAAUAAGGCGAUAGAGUGACUACGGCUUGGCGACUGCACCAAAAUUGGCGACAA